AUGAACGGCAACAUGAUGGAAUCGGUUAGAUCGGCAGUUCUGAAAGAAUCUUCGGAAGAUCUAGAAGGUUCUUGCACUAAAAUUGUGGGCUACGAUUUCAAUAAAGGCGUUAACUAUUCUGAGCUUAUCAAAUCCAUGGUUUCCACUGGUUUCCAAGCUUCUAAUCUUGGUGACGCCAUUGACAUUGUUAAUCAAAUGCUAAAUUGGAGGCUUUCACAUGAGUUGCCCACGGAGGAUUGCAGCGCAAAAGAAAGAGAUGCUGCAUAUAGAGAGUCGAUAACGUGCAAAAUAUUUUUGGGGUUCACUUCAAACCUUGUUUCUUCUGGUGUUAGAGAGACCAUUCGUUACCUUGUUCAGCACCGUAUGGUUGAUGUUUUGGUUACUACAGCUGGUGGUAUUGAAGAGGAUCUCAUAAAAUGCCUCGCACCGACUUAUAAGGGGGACUUUGCUUUACCUGGAGCUGCUCUACGGUCCAAAGCAUUGAACCGUAUUGGUAAUUUAUUGGUUCCAAAUGAUAACUACUGCAAAUUUGAGGAUUGGAUCAUGCCAAUUUUUGACCAAAUGUAUGACGAGCAGACUAAUCAGAACGUUCUAUGGACGCCAUCUAAAGUCAUUGCUCGACUUGGUAAAGAAAUUAAUGAUGAAACCUCAUACUUGUAUUGGGCUUUCAAGAAUGGAAUUCCUGUCUUCUGCCCUAGCUUGACGGAUGGAUCAAUAGGUGACAUGCUAUACUUUCAUUCUUACCAAAAGGGAGACCAAGAUGGUAAUCCUGGUCUAGUGUUAGACAUUGUUGGAGAUGUGAGGGCAAUGGAUAAUGAAGCUGUCCAUGCUGGUUUGAGGAAGACAGGAAUAAUUAUCUUGGGUGGAGGACUGCCUAAGCACCAUAUUUGCAAUGCAAAUAUGAUGCGCAAUGGUGCAGAUUUUGCUGUCCUAAUUAACACUGCACAAGAGUAUGAUGGUAGUGACUCUGGUGCCCGUCCUGAUGAAGCUGUAUCAUGGGGGAAGAUACGUGUUGGUGCCAAGAGCGCAAAGGUGCAUUGUGAUGCAACAAUUGCAUUUCCUAUAUUAGUAGCUGAGACAUUUGCAGCUAAGCGUAAGAAUCUCUGCCAGAACGGUGCCAAGUUUGAACAUUAAGGAAAUUGUCCUUCCAAUCACAUAUGCACUGCUUAAUUACUUUUGAAGUCAUCUUUAUUAGUGUGCAGAUCAAUAAUUGAGGAGGGAUUUGUUCAAAUAAAUUAUCCUCCCUUCCCCCUCCUCACACCUUGUUAUUUCGGGAGGGAGCCAUAUUUAGCUUCUCUCUGGUCUUUAGUGGAGAGCGUUGAUGUUUAUGUGUUUGUGUCAUAUUGUUAAUUGUAUCGAUGAUUUAUUAGUUCUUGAAAUUGAUUUU
This is a messenger RNA of Solanum pennellii, 1387 nucleotides long. Its product is annotated as deoxyhypusine synthase-like. Gene Ontology annotation, biological process: peptidyl-hypusine biosynthetic process. The record is from RefSeq and is a predicted model, not a curated record. Gene Ontology annotation, cellular component: cytoplasm. Gene Ontology annotation, molecular function: deoxyhypusine synthase activity. Bases 1 to 1134 code for a protein of 377 amino acids. Lineage: Eukaryota; Viridiplantae; Streptophyta; Magnoliopsida; Solanales; Solanaceae. The transcript is spliced from 7 exons.